Molecule: messenger RNA, 1189 nt
Organism: Moneuplotes crassus
Lineage: Eukaryota; Ciliophora; Spirotrichea; Euplotida; Euplotidae
Source: the annotation of a GenBank genome assembly
UUGAAUAAAGUUUAUUUUUCCAUCAACAGAUCGCUCCAUUUUCUAAAUUUCAACAGAUGUUUACCAAAUUUGUUUUCCAAAAUAGCCGUUUCCGGCUAAGCUUGUGACAGAGCACGAUGAAUUUCAGCACAUUGACGUGCCCUCACACUGGCUUUACUGCUGACGUCAGUAAAGCCACUAAUGCUCAGAUUAUCAAUGGGCUUGAAAUUUCUAAGAAAAUAAAAUCCUUACUUCGGAGCGAAAUAAAAUACUUGAGGAAUACCUUCAGUCCUUCUCACAGCGCCAGGCCUAAGCUAGGGUAUGUCAUUGUUGGAGACAAGCCAGACUCCCACCUCUACGUGCGCAUGAAGAAGAGAACUUGAAGACAAAUUGGAAUAGAUACAGUUGGAAAAUAAAUUCCAUGAAUCAACUCCACAAUGUGAGAUAGAAGAUUAUGUCAAAGACCUUAAUUCAGACCCUUCAGUGAAUGGCAUUCUGGUUCAAUUACCUCUUCCUGAUAAAUAUGAUAGCACUAGGAUCUGAGACAUGAUCUCUCAUGAGAAGGAUGUGGAUGGUAUCCAUCCUCUCAACAUGGGCGCAAUGGCUCGACAUGAAGACCCCUUCUUCACACCUUGAACUCCAAAAGGGAUUAUGUGACUGAUCAAGUCAGUUUGUCCUGAAAUUAGAGGGAAGAAGGCAACCGUGAUCGGAAGAUCAAACAUUGUCGGUAUGCCGAUCUCCAUGCUUCUCCAAAAAGAGUUUGCAACAGUUACCUUGUGACAUACAUAUACUCAAAAUUUAAAAGAUGAGAUUUCAAAUGCUGACAUCGUUGUUUCAGCCACUGGCUGUCCUUAUCUCAUAAAAGGGGAUUUCAUCAAAAGUGGAGCCAUCGUCAUAGAUGUCGGAACCCAAUAUAUUGAAGACCAAUCUCGAAAGAAUGGGAAACGCUUGGUUGGAGACAUUGACUUCCAAAGCGUCAGCACCCAAGCAGGCUAUGUCACUCCUGUGCCUGGAGGGGUUGGACCCAUGACUAUCUCCAUGCUCAUGGACAAUUUAGUCCUUGCAUGGAAAAGAAAUAAUUUUGAUCACGCUAGGGAUCAAGUCGAAGCCCUUGAGAUGAGCAAAAGAGAAUUUAUGUUCUCAAGUUCAAUUUCUAUGGACCACAAUAUUUUCUAAUAUCGCACUUUCUUCGAAAAAUCUAUCAUUUCAA